GUUUAAUUACUAAAUUUUGAGGCCCGAAUCGAUGGUUUUAGUUGCUUUCCUUCUAUACCAGUCAUGCGGCCUUGCAUACAAGUGCAGAACUGCAGAUUGCAAAAAUCUUAUCUUAUUUCCACGUGUAUCGUUUGAUUAAGCAGUUGGAUUAUAAUCUUACGGUUUUAAAAGUUGGGGCGUAAUCCUAAUGAGAAUCAGGAUUGAAGCACUUGGAGAACCUUAUCAUGAUGAUUAGGGUAAAGAAGGUGACUCCUUAUAAGUAGAGAGUGAAACACCUUGACUAUCCAGAGCAAAAAAACACUAGUUAAGAGAUUCAGGUUACCUUCAAGUUACAAAUUGAGACAAUCUUGUUCUUUGUUUGUUAGAUUACCUUCUAUUCUUGAUUGUGUUUUCCGAAGAUUUUUUAGAACCAAUCCACUUGUUUUUCCUAAUACAGGGGUGGUGUUUUCGUGGUGGUAAAAGGAUAAAAUUUCUUGAGAAUGCCUGCAUACAUUUCUGAGGUUUGGUUUGUAAUUAUUUGCAAAAUCAAACGGCAAUAAACUGUUUUUCAUUGUUUUUGUUAUUAUAUAUGCUCAAAUUAAAUGCAGAGAUUUUGGUUGCUGAAACUCAUUGACAUUUCAACGAUUUUUUUGGAUUCUUGUACUAUAUGUUUUUCUAUUGGAUAAACAGUAAAACCAUCUCGCUUUAGAUUCUAGUAUAAUUCAUUCUUUGACGAAUACUCUUAUUUAGAUUCUAGUUGUUAGAGACAUUGACAUGUGACUCCAUGGCUUUAUACAUCAAUAAAAUAAUCCAGUUGUUAUGAAAUAAUCCAAUUAUUUAAUGAUCUUCAUGUUAGGAUAUAUGUUAAGGUGUAAUAGUUUAAUGGAAAGCUUGUGUAACUUACGAUGCAGGAGAAGUUGUUCUUCAACAAGAAACCUUUCGGAUCCAAAAUCUCAGACAACAACGAAAUUGAAGAACUUGAUCAAGAGAAUUUGGUUGUGACAAGACAAGAAGUUAAUGAUGAUUCCAAAGUGGCACCGAGAGAUGUAGUAGCUACAUCAACAAGUGUCUCUAAGAAGGCUUUAACCUUGGGAGAUAUUUUAUCAUUGGAGGAUUCCCAAAGCCCACCCAACAAAAACAACACUAAUGGACCUGAAGAAAACAUGGUCCAUCAUAACCCACAUCUGGAGAUAACAGAGGAAUCAGAAGCAGACAACUCUUGUGAUGACAACAAUCUCUUGAAAAGGAAUCUCCCAAAUGGUUUCGGGGAAAUAAGUUUCUGUGAAGCAAAGUCGAGUUUAGAUUAUAUUACUUACUGUGGACCACUCUCAGGCUCCGAAAACCUCUCUAUUCGUUCUGAUGGAACCAGCGCAAGCUCUUUUGCUCUCCCAAUACUGCAAUCGGAGUGGAACAGCAGUCCUGUAAGAAUGGGGAAAGCUGAGGAGACGCAACUUCGAAUGGUGAUAGCUGAGGAGAGAAAAGUUCGAAAGGAUAAAGCUGAGAAGACACAACUUCGAAAGGAGAAAGCUGAGGAGUCACAACUUCGAGAGGUGAAAGCUGAGGAGACUCAACUUCGAAUGGUGAAAGCUGAGGAGACUCAACUUCGAAAGGAGAAAGCUGAGGAAACACAACUUCGAAUGGUGAUAGCUGAGGAGAGACAACUUCGAAAGGAGAAAGAUGAGAAGAGACAACUUCGAAAGGGGAAGAAAGGAUGGAGACAUUACUCUUCUCUUCUCUGUUGUAGAUUCUGAUGGAUUCUAUCAGAGGAUUUUUAACCUUUUUAGGCUUUGCAUUCAAUAUACAAAGACCGUUCGAAUAAGAACAGAAAAUAGUGGUUUUUCUGUAAUGUAUUAUUUCGUAGACCUCAAAUACUUUAUAUUCAAUUUUUUGAGAGUUAGGUUUGUUUUAGUUUUCAUAUGUUGCUUCAAUCACAAGGAAAACCUAUAUACACCUUGUGCAGCAAACGAU
Molecule: messenger RNA, 1947 nt
Organism: Arabidopsis thaliana (thale cress)
Lineage: Eukaryota; Viridiplantae; Streptophyta; Magnoliopsida; Brassicales; Brassicaceae
Exons: 2
Coding region: 885-1730 (281 amino acids)
Biological process (GO): regulation of asymmetric cell division
Source: RefSeq, marked reviewed